AUGUCAUUUGCAGGGUCCACCACUGAUAUUUCUCAGAGGUUUACUUUGGGGAAUGGCUUCAUGAACUGGCUCGAUGCUCAGGCUUACUGCAGGAAACUGCACACAGACCUGGCCAGAGUGCGGAACCAGCUUGAAAAUGAGCAGCUGCAGAGGAUUGUGAACAUCAGCCCGGUAUGGAUUGGGUUGACGGGCAUGUCCUGGAUAUGGUCCGAUGGGAGCGAACCCUCAUUCACACCCUGGAGACCGAUUCGCGGACUCGGUGACUGUAGCGUACUUGUGGCCAACAGCGACGCUCUUGUAAUGACAGACCUGAGUUGCGAUGAAAAACUGCCCUUUUUUUGCUACAGUGAUCCACAGAGGAAACACUUAAUGAGACUGCAGCUGACUGCUGACGACAAGUCUGUGGACAUGAAAGACCCGGCUGUGAUGGAGGCAGUCUUGAAAUGGGUGGAAAGGAAGCUGAAAGAUGAAGGUGCAUCUGAAGAUGUCAAACUGAGCUGGUCGAGGCUUCCAAAGAAGGAAAAAAACACAAAUCAAGAACAAACAAAAACAAUUCAAACAGUGGAAGAGUGUCUUCAAUGAUUCAUUUUUUGUUGUGUUUUUUCCUUUUGGCUUGUUUGAAUAUCUGCGUGAAAAAUAUUUCUUAUUUUAACAUAAUGCAAUGCCAGAAGUCUGAAUUACAUUAAAAGUUCUGUUCAUUUCAAUAAAUCU
Molecule: messenger RNA, 711 nt
Organism: Morone saxatilis (striped sea-bass)
Lineage: Eukaryota; Metazoa; Chordata; Actinopteri; Moronidae
Product: lectin-like
Exons: 3
Coding region: 1-582 (193 amino acids)
Source: RefSeq, a predicted model, not a curated record